This is a messenger RNA of Physella acuta, 1906 nucleotides long. Its product is annotated as serine/threonine-protein phosphatase 6 regulatory ankyrin repeat subunit B-like. Lineage: Eukaryota; Metazoa; Mollusca; Gastropoda; Physidae. The record is from RefSeq and is a predicted model, not a curated record. Gene Ontology annotation, molecular function: protein binding.
GAUGCAGCGAACAACAAAGUAGCAGUUCUGCAUCUUGCAGCGAAAAACGGCUCCUGUGAUAUUAUGGAUAUUCUUUUAAAUGAUCCUCACAUUUCAGAUGUCAUUAACGCAAGAAUGACAACGCUACAUAAAAAAUCCAGCAAACGUCUGAAGAGGCACCAUGUCCAAGAACGUUUGGGUCACAGUCCGGAAGAGAAAAUUUAUUUUUUAGAUCGCAAUGACAGACGUUCACAAGUUUGUCUAAAUACUUUGUCUGGUAAAACCGCUUUAAUGGUUGCGUUAGAGAACAGCAACGAGCAGACAGCUUUGAAAUUGUUGUCUCGUGACCCUGACCUUAAUGUCCUCACAGAUGAAGGUUACACAGCGUUGCACUUCGCUGCACUUGGAUCAUGCACAGACGUAGUGCGGCAUUUGCUACAAGCAGGAUGUAAUGUAAACGUACAGACAGAAGAAGGACACACGCCUUUAAUGUUUGCUGGAAAUAAAGAGAUUGCUCUUAUGCUGUGUGAUGCAGGUGCUGACGUGAAUUUGGUGGAUAAAAACGGCGACAAAGCUUUACACCUGGCGAUAUACAGAAGCGAAUCGGACGUUGCUCAAGUUUUGAUAAACAAAGGCGCUGUUAUUGAUGGAAACGUACCUGAACCUCUGCCGCCUCUGGUAUUGGCUGCAGCUCUGAAUGAGAUCGCCAUUGUCAAUAUGUUACUUCAAGCUGGAGCUAACGUUAACGUCUUGUCUUCUUAUGGAAUAUCUCCAUUGAUGGCAGCAGCAGCUUGUAAUACCGAUGGUUACAAUAACUCCGAAAUAUUUCAAAUCCUCCAUGAACACGGAGCUGACUUUAACAUGACAGGCAAGAAAGGCAGAACAGCUCUCAUGUAUUUAGUAAAGCGCGGCAAUAUGCUGGCUCAUUUAGAAACACUUGUAUCGUUUGGAGCCGACCUUGACGUCAAAGACAGAUACAACGAAUCAGCCCUAAUCCACUGUUUAUCGCACACACAUCAGCGGUUGUGGUGUUCAGAAAUGUUGCUAAAUGCAGGAGCUAAUCCUGUGGUUGGAUCAGAGUAUCGCCACCUGUUGGGUAAGCUUGUAUUGAGAGACGAACGCCCGGCCUGGAAUAGAGAUAAUAUUAAACCUAUGCAAAUACUUGAGCUCAUUGUCUUCAACCGUUUAUAUAAUUACCUUCGAAUGCUGGUGUGUAACGGUGUUGUAUUAAAAUGUUUAGAUCGUGUAAAAAACAAUGGAGAAACAGAGAAGAGGACAGCUAUGAUGUUAGCUCUAGAGAAUCACAAUCUUGACGUGACAAAAUAUCUUCUAGCAACUUGCUACUUGACGGUACACGAUCUCAGAGGACUACGCCAGUUUGACCAAUCAGAAUUGUAUCCAUACGCUAGAUAUGAGCUAAAAAAUGUCAUAUUCGAGGCGAUUACCGAACCCUGGCCCCUGGUCAAACUUGCUUUUAUAACGGUGUCGACGAUGUUGGGAGAAAGCCCAGAGAGAGAGGAGCGUCUCUCACAGAUCAACUUACCACCUAAACUCAAACAGCUUUUGAUGUUCCAAUCUCCAGUUUCAUUUCUUCCUGUCAGUGAUUGGAGCAAGAUUUCCUUGUGUUAUGAUCCGGUUGAUUAUGAAACAUUGCAACGACCUCGACCUUUGAUGCAUCACUGGCCUAUGGGCAUUAAUCUUGUUAGCUAAAAUGGUUCUAUUUUCAUCGCUUUAUACCAUAUUAUAUUACAUCAUCUGCCAUCUUCAACCAAGCUAUGCAUGUAUACAGCAUCUCACAUAAUCCUGCAGCAAAAUUAAGACGUGUGGAUCUAGUCAUUGAGAUUUAGUUGGUUUUUUUUUUAGUCUAGGGAGGAUGUAGACAAUAUAUAAAUACAUCGGGGGAGGGGGGGAGUAGGGUUGGGUCACC